Molecule: messenger RNA, 2998 nt
Organism: Megalops cyprinoides (Indo-Pacific tarpon)
Lineage: Eukaryota; Metazoa; Chordata; Actinopteri; Elopiformes; Megalopidae
Gene: lmnb2
Product: lamin B2
Exons: 12
Coding region: 187-1947 (586 amino acids)
Source: RefSeq, a predicted model, not a curated record
UAUACCAUACGGGCGGAGAUUCCAGGUUUCCUACAUUUAGCAAGCGUGUUGUGAAUGAAUUAAAAUUGUACGAAUACUUACGAUUUUUGUAGUCAAAUAGAUAUAGGGCUGGUGCAUACUUUAGUUUACUUUGUUGGAAGUACAGCAGUGAUUUAUAGAGAGAUUUAUCUAAUUUAAAAAUUUGUGAUGGCGACAGCAACCCCCAGCCGCUCAGCCGCCGAGACAACUCGGGCGGCAGCGACCACCCCGCUCUCUCCAACGCGCAUCUCGCGCCUGCAAGAGAAGGAGGAAUUGCGGCAUUUAAAUGAUAGAUUGGCUGUCUACAUCGACCGUGUGCGGGCAUUGGAAUUGGAAAAUGACCGUCUCAUGGUGAAAGUCUCUGAGAAGGAGGAGGUCACUACCCGAGAGGUGACGGGGAUUAAGGCUUUGUAUGAGGCGGAGCUAGCGGAUGCUCGUCGUGUCCUGGAUGAGACUGCGCGGGAGAGAGCCAGAUUGCAGAUUGACCUGGGAAAGGCCAAUGCUGAGCUGGAGGAAGCCAACAGGAACUUGAAGAAAAGAGAUGGGGACCUGGCCAUUGCUCAGGCUCGCAUUAAGGAGCUGGAGUCUCUGUACAACAAGAGUGAGGCUGCACUUAACACUGCAUUGAGCCAGAAUGGAGCACUGGAGGCUGAAGUUGCUGACCUGAAAGCACAGCUUUCUAAGGCUGAGGAUGCCCAUGCGGUGGCCAAGAAGCAGCUGGAGGCAGAGACUUUGAUGAGAGUGGACCUGGAGAACCGCUGUCAGAGUUUGUCAGAGGAGCUGCAUUUCAGGAAGAGCAUGUUUGAGGAGGAGGUACGCGAGACCAGGCGUCGCCAUGAGAAGCGAAUGGUGGAGGUGGACAGCGGAAUGCAGCAGGAAUAUGAGUUCAAGCUGGCACAGGCCCUGCAGGACCUGCGCAAACAGCAUGAUGAGCAAGUGUCCAUCUAUAAGGAGGAGCUGGAGCACACUUUCCAGGCUAAGCUGGAGAACGCCAAGGUGUCGUCUGACCUCAAUGACAAGGCAGUGAGCACAGCUCGCGAGGAGCUGCGGGAGGCGCACAUGCGGAUUGAGAGCCUCGGCUACCAGCUGUCAGCCCUGCAGAAACAGGCCAGCGCAGCGGAGGAGCGUAUUCGUGAGCUGGAGGACAUGCUGGCCAGUGACAGGGAUAAGUACCGCCGGCAGCUGGACGCUAAGGAGCGGGAGAUGGCAGAGAUGAGGGACUGCAUGCAGCAGCAGCUCAAUGAGUAUCAGGAGCUACUGGAUGUCAAGUUGGCCCUCGACAUGGAGAUCAACGCCUACAGGAAGUUGCUGGAGGGAGAGGAGGACAGGUUGAAACUGUCCCCCAGCCCCUCCCGGGUCACAAUGUCCCGUGCCACCACCAGCAGCAGCUCAUCGCGCUCCUCUCGCGCUAAGAGAAAGCGUGUGGAGGUGGAGGAAGCCAAGACUGUCAGUCAGCCCGAGGUCCACAUCAGUCAGGAGGCUGAGGCCACGGGCAGCAUCACCAUCGAGGAGAUCGAUCUGGAGGGCAAGUCGGUGACCCUGAAGAACACCGCUGAGAAGGAUCAGCCUCUUGGCAACUGGAGACUGAAAAGGCAGAUUGGUGAUGGAGAAGAAAUUGCCUACAAAUUCACUCCUAAAUAUGUCCUUAAGGCUGGCCAGACUGUCACGGUCUGGAGUGCGGAUGCUGGAGUGUCUCACAGCCCCCCCACUGACCUGCUGUGGAAAAGCCAGAGCUCAUGGGGCACGGGAGAUGACAUCCUAACCACCUUAGUCAACUCUGAUGGAGAGGAGGUGGCCAAGAGGACUGUCUCUAAAACUGUAGUGGAAGUGGAGAAUGAAGAUGAAGAGGAUGCAGACUUUGGGGAAGAGGAUCUUUUCCAUCAGCAGGGAGAUCCAAAGACAGCAUCCAGAGAAUGUUCAAUUAUGUGAAGAUAGAUCGUCAGUAUUUCUUUUUCUACAAUUCCAUUUUUUUCUAGAGCCACCUAAAUAUUUUUGUACAUGUCAGUCUUUUAUUCAGUUUUGGGGAUCUUUUAAGAUCCUUUUAUUUUCAAACCAAAUGAAUCUGCCUAGAUUUUUAAAUGGACCUAGUUUUUAACAUGUGCAUAAUCAUAAUCACACCCCCCUACCCCUCCAAACAUCUGAAGCAGAACAGCAUAUGGACUGAAUGAAAUGGCCAAACUUUCUACACAGUAUGGACACAUCUGUCCUCAAGAGUUCUCGUUCAAGAACCAACAUGAAAUGCAAAAAUGUGUGGUGUUAAAUCUCCCAGUCACCUGGGGCCAGAACAGGAGCGUUAGUGUAACUAAGCUGUCUUCAAGGUCAUUUUUAUUAUAAACGUCAAUUGGUAAUGAGCACAUGCUUGUGUCUCAAGUAUGUUAAGUAUGCUACUGCUGCAUUGCAAGGCAUUUUGACUGUUAGCAAUCUGGAAAUGGAUGACAACUAUCAAUAAUGCAACAGUAAAUUUACUUACACGUUCAAGUUGGAAGGCAGCAUCAUUUCAGGGAUAAAACAUGUGGUCACAUUUGUGGUAUUCUAGGAUCAUGAUUAUGAGAGCUUCAUUGUUAAAUGGCUGCUGUCAUAUCCAGAGCAAUUGCAGAAACUGCAGUUUCUGGGAGAGUUUUAAACGGUGGCUUAGUUAAAUUUAAUGGGCUUUGUAACUGACAGCCAUUACAUAGAAGCUAUUGUAGUGUCUUAUUAGACUGGCUUCGCAGAUCAAAUAAACAGGGUGGAAAAGCCAGGGUGCAGCUCCAGUGAGGCUGGUGAGUGCCAGAUGUUAAAUAUGUGGAUUUAGCUGAGGCUAUUAAGUCAUUCAGUGCUCCCAGUGCUUUGUUUCAUGAAAGAGUUAACAUAUGCUUGGCAAUCCCAGUGCAAAUGCACACAAAAUGACAGUGACUCCAUGGAUGACUCCUUAUGGAUGAGUAAAGCAUUUUAAACAGUGAGUGUUGAGGUAGAACUUGAAGUAUGUUUAAAUCUUUGCUAC